Molecule: messenger RNA, 4015 nt
Organism: Osmerus eperlanus (European smelt)
Lineage: Eukaryota; Metazoa; Chordata; Actinopteri; Osmeriformes; Osmeridae
Gene: adamts15a
Product: ADAM metallopeptidase with thrombospondin type 1 motif, 15a
Exons: 8
Coding region: 334-3201 (955 amino acids)
Biological process (GO): extracellular matrix organization; proteolysis
Molecular function (GO): zinc ion binding; metalloendopeptidase activity
Source: RefSeq, a predicted model, not a curated record
UGGUUGCUGAGUAAACCUUGAACCUAGACGCAUAACCAAUGAGCUUUCCAGAGCACCUCCCCAAAAAACACGCAUUACAAUGUCUUUAUGUUUACACAUGACGCCAAAUGCAUAAAGUCCUCAGAAGGCAGCAAUCUCCUCAGAAGACAGGUGGAAGAUGGGAACGAGUCACACCCUGGAGGAUUUUACUCUGAGAGGACGUACAGCGGCAAUGUUUUAAAAUAUUGCACCUUGGAUUAUUCUCUCUCGUAUUGACCUUUAUCUUAGCAUAUAUUGAGCUGCAGAUUCGUUCUUUUCCAUUCCAAAACAUUACAUUUAUUGCUAAAUACAAACAUGCUCAUGUUAAUAAGGACAGUGUUUCUCUUCUACUUUUUCAUAACUUACUCAGAAUUUGCCCAUUGUAUGGAGAGUGAACUCUGCUUCCCAACUAAACUGGAUGACCAAAACUAUGACAAUAACGGUUUUGACAACGCUAAGGAUAUUCUAAAAGGGAGAAUUAUUCUUAAAAUAAAUGCUUUCCAGCAGGAUUUGGUGCUCGAAUUACAUCCAGAUUCUAAUUUCCUUGCCCCCACCAUCUCUGCCCAGGACCCUGCCUCAGCGUCCAAUGCUGCGGCUGGUGCUGACCUCAGCCGGUGCUUCUACUCCGGCUACGUCAACUCAGACCAGUAUUCUUAUGCAGCAUUGAGUCUGUGCAAGGGUUUGCAAGGGGCAUUCGGUUUCAACGGGUGGGAAUAUUUCAUCACCCCGGUCCGUAAUGACACCACUUUGGGAAACACUUGGAGCGCGAAGAGCGCGCACUUUCUCCGACGCCGUGCAAACCACAACCUUAGCGGGAAUUCAACAUCCAGAUGCGCAGUGGACACCGGUAUGAGCCCCGAGCUCGCCCAGUCUUUGCAGAAAUACAAGCACUUAAACGGACACGAUGUGGCCGAAACAAUGUUAAAGGGCUUGGGUAGAUCCAAAAGAUUCGCCUCUGUCCCCAGAUACGUGGAAGCGCUGAUCGUCGCUGAUGAGUCCAUGGCACAAUUCCAUGGCGAUGAUCUCAAACAUUACCUCCUAACCCUUAUGUCAGUGGCAGCUAGACUCUACAAACACCCUAGUAUACUCAACUCCAUCAGCAUCAUAGUUGUCAAGUUCAUAGUGUUAAACGAGGAUGACAAGGGACCUAAGGUUUCCGGUAACGCAGCCAUGACUCUGCGGAACUUUUGCACUUGGCAGAAAAAGAUGAACAAGAAUAAUGACAAGCACCCUGAGUACUGGGAUACAGCUAUCCUGUUCACGAAGCAGGACCUUUGUGGGUCUUCCACCUGUGACACGCUGGGCAUGGCCGACGUGGGCACCAUGUGCGACCCCAAGAGGAGCUGCUCUGUGAUCGAGGAUGACGGCCUGCCGUCUGCCUUCACCACCGCCCACGAGCUUGGUCACGUCUUCAACAUGCCCCAUGACAACGUGAAGGCCUGUGAGGAGGUGUUUGGGAAGCUGAAGGACAACCACAUGAUGUCUCCCACUCUCAUCCAGAUCAACCGCACCAGCCCCUGGUCUCCCUGCAGCGCCGCCAUCAUCACUGACUUCUUGGACAGCGGACACGGCGAGUGUCUGCUGGACCAGCCGCAGAAGCCCCUGGCUCUGCCUGACGUGCUCCCCGGCACCUCCUACAGCCUGGACCGUCAGUGCGAGCUGGCGUUCGGCGAGGGCUCCAAGCCCUGCCCCUUCAUGCAGCCCCCCUGCGGCCGCCUGUGGUGCACGGGGAAGACCCGCGGCCAGCUGGUGUGCCAGACGCGGCACUUCCCCUGGGCCGACGGCACCAGCUGCGGGGACGGACAGGUGUGCAUGCGGGGGGUCUGCAUCAACAGGCGGGACGUUCACACGGCCAAGGUGGAUGGAAAAUGGGGUAAAUGGGGAGCUUUUGGGUCGUGCUCCCGUACUUGCGGAGGAGGCGUCCAGCUGGCUAAGAGAGAAUGUGAGAACCCAGUACCAUCAAACGGGGGCAGAUACUGCCAAGGUGUGCGGGUCAAGUACCGCUCCUGCAACCUGAACCUCUGCCCCGACACAGGUAAGAGCUACCGCGAGGAGCAGUGUGAAGCGUUUAACGGCUUCAGCCUCAACACCAACCGCCUCACACCCUCCGUGGUGUGGGUGCCCAAGUACUCUGGGGUCUCCCCAAAGGACAAGUGCAAGCUGAUCUGCAGAGCCAAUGGGACUGGCUACUUCUACGUCCUCGCACCCAAGGUGGUGGAUGGGACUCCCUGUUCCCCAGACUCCUCGGCCGUGUGUGUCCAGGGGAAGUGCAUCAAGGCUGGCUGUGACGGCAAGCUGGGCUCCAGUAAGAAGUUUGACAGGUGUGGCAUCUGUGGUGGAGACAACAAGAGCUGCAAGAAGGUGUCGGGCCUCUUCACCAAGCCCAUACAUGGCUAUAACUUCGUGGUCACGUUGCCCGUGGGAGCCUCCAACAUAGACGUCCGUCAGCGGGGCUACAAGGGCAUGGUGAGCGAUGACAACUACCUGGCCGUGAAGAACCACCAUGGCCAGUAUCUGCUCAACGGCAACUACGUGGUGUCUGCCGUGGAGAGGGACAUCAUCGUGAAGGGAAGCCUGCUGCGCUACAGCGGGACGGGGGGCCAGUCAGAGACCCUGCUGGCCGUCAAGCCCAUCCGAGAGGCCCUGACUGUGGAGGUGCUCUCCGUGGGCCAGAUGACCCCUCCUCGCAUCCGCUACUCCUUCUACCUGUCCAGGGAGAGCAAGGAGGACAAGGCCCUGAAGAAGGAGGGCCGCGCCCGCUCCCACAACAGUGUGCUGGCCGAGGAGGGAGAAGAGGAGAAGGGCGGGGACGUCCUGAAGAAGACCUCCUACAGCAAGGAGGGCUCGCUCCCGGGGAAGUGGUCGUCGGCCGGGUGGGACGAGUGCUCGGUGACGUGCGGCGCCGGGCUCCAGAGGAGGAUGGUGCAGUGUCUGGGGCCCGACGGGGAGCCCAGGGCGGACUGCGAGCCCACGCAGAGACCCUCGGCCACCAGGGUGUGCGGGGACCCCUGUCCCAUGUGGGAUAUCGGGGAGUGGUCGCCCUGCUCCAAAUCCUGCGGCAAGGGCUUUAAGAGGCGGCCCCUGCGCUGCACCACCCAGACAGGUCUGCUGCUACCCCGUGACCACUGUACCGGGAAACGCAAACCACAGGAGCUGGACUUCUGUUCCCUACCCCCUUGUUAGUGAGCUCCUCUUCCCCUCCCUCUUCACAGCAUAACCCCCGCCCUAUGGACCAGUACAGCAUGCCGGUCAAAUAAUGUACAGGGGAAAAAACAACCUACCAACAACAACAAGGAAAUCACUCCCAACAAUCAGAUCCAUGUUUUUGGUACAUCGUGAGCAUCUGUCUGCAACGUGGGACAGACAAGACGAUGAAAAACAUGUGUGCAGGGGAGAGACGGUUUUCUGAAGGGUUGUUGACCUUUGGUCACUGAUCGGACAAUCAGCCUUCAGAGGUAGAAGUCUACCUCUGACCAACAUAAUCUGAAAAAAGUUGUGUUCUUAUGUUACAUGGGAUAUCCAUUUAGCCAGAAAACGGUCGGUUUACUUGGUUGUUGAUCAUUAAUGUUGGUUUCAGGUUAUGGUUAGGUUUAGCGGCUAUAACAGUGCACUGUUUUAACAUAUAGAUGGCGAGCAAAUGGUCCGAAAUAAUCAUCAACAAUCAAGAUCGUGUUGGGUGAUGUAAAUCAAACUGACAGUACUGAAAGAACAUCUGAAAACUGGACAAAAAAAUGCUCUUGUACUGCAAGAACCGUCAUCCUGCCUAAACAGUCUACGCUUAAACCCAGGCGUGGAGUGACAACAAUAAGCACAAUAAGCACCAGGAGACAGGAUCUGAUUGGUACAUUCAGUGUUAUUUUAAAGCAUAGAGAAGGCUUUAGUUCAGCUGGGUUAUGUUGGACAUGUCUGUGUAUGAUCUUGGUUCAGUAAUUACUGCAGUUGGAUACUACAGUAUCAAAAAUGAGGCAUUUGUCUUCUAAUGCUUCACUCUUUCCUC